Molecule: messenger RNA, 29231 nt
Organism: Rhipicephalus microplus (southern cattle tick)
Lineage: Eukaryota; Metazoa; Arthropoda; Arachnida; Ixodida; Ixodidae
Biological process (GO): negative regulation of cell population proliferation; nuclear migration
Cellular component (GO): nuclear outer membrane; cytoplasm; meiotic nuclear membrane microtubule tethering complex
Molecular function (GO): guanyl-nucleotide exchange factor activity; actin filament binding
Source: RefSeq, a predicted model, not a curated record
CGCAACAACAACAACAAUCUGUGGUUGAAAACCCUGCCGCAGACGGUCACGGGGAGGAGGACAUGGCCUCUUCAUGGCAGCAGCAGCAGAAGGAGCUCCACCAGCAGCAGCGGGAGCUGGAGCAGCAACAACAGAGGCGCCUUCAGGAGCAGCUAGCCGCUGCUCGCAGUGCCUCGGCCGUCCCGCCGACGCCACCACAGCAGCGUCCGGCGUCUUCGACGCCGUCGCCUCGCCAGCCGCCGUCUCCGGCCGGUGUGCGCGUCCUCGAGGUCAAGGCCGAUGUCUGGAAGCCACCUGGCCCCGGUACCUGGACCCCGCCCCAGCAGCAGCAGCAGCCAUCGCCCCAGUUCCACAAGCAUGUCCAGUUCCAGACGCCUCCCUACACGGGACAAGACGGUCCUCCGACGAUGCACAGACCCCAGCCGUCGCCUUCUCCUAAGCCAUACAGACCGCCUCCAGGCGCCGCGGCUGGUGCUAGUCAAGUCCACUAUGACCAACCGUGGACCUCGACUCCGCAGGCUUCACCACGGCCUCAGCCCUCGCCGCGACUUGGUGUGCAGCAGCAGCAGCAGCACCCGGUGCAGCUAACGAUCUUGACGACUCCGAACGUAACGACAUCGACCGGCGGUGGUGCGCCGAGUCCUCGCCGCGUGCCGCUGGACGUGGUGCCUCAACCAUCGGGCCAGCGGGUGUGGGCCGAGGAGCCCAUUUGCGAGUACGUGGAACCCGGAGGCCCCAGCCUGGCCCAGCAGAUCGCCCAGCAGUCGCAGGAUUACGUGGACGAGAAGGAGCUCGAGUACCGUCUCGCCAUCCAGCAGCUGCAGAAUGAACAAGAGCGGGUGCAGAAGAAAGUGUUUAUGAACUGGAUAAACAAUUUCCUCUCACAGAGGACGCCACCCUUACGAGUAGACGACGUCAUCGAAGACUUACGAGAUGGCACGAAGCUUUUAGCCCUACUAGAAUGCCUUUCCGGACAAGUGUUGCCGAGGGAACGCGCUCGCAUUCUGCGGAGGCCUCAUUUCCUCAGCAACGUCAACACUGUCCUGCGGUUUUUGGAGCACAGACGGAUCAAGCUUGUCAACAUAAAUGCCACAGAUGUGGUGGAUGGAAAGCCUACCAUUGUUCUUGGUCUCAUAUGGACCAUUAUCUUACAUUUCCAGAUUGAGGAGCACACCCGUCUCCUUGCUGGCUCUCAAGCCUCACUAGACGACAGCUCCCUGGAGUCGUCCACGAUCCAGGAGCAACAUGCCGCUCAACCCGUUUCUCCAAGGAGGCCAACCGCCGCGGAACGAUGGAAGGGCGGUGCCCGCAAAGCACUGCUACACUGGGUCAAGAACAGCAUCAGCCAGCGGUUUGGCGUCCAAGUUAACGACUUUGGACCGAGCUGGCGGGACGGCCUGGCCUUCAUGGCCAUCGUGCACAGCAUCAAGCCAUCGCUGGUGGACCUGGACUCUGCGAAAAAGAUGGAGACUCGGAACCGCCUGGAGAGGGCAUUCUCACUCGCCGACCGGGAGCUGGGCAUCCCGCGAUUACUCGACCCCGAAGACGUGGACGUUCCCCAGCCGGACGAGAGGUCUGUGAUGACUUAUGUGGCCCAGUUCCUGCACAAGUACCCUGGCACAUAUGCCACGGAGCAGCCCCUCUCGCCCACCGUCUCUUCGCCGACGUCGGCCGCCCCGGCACAGGAUGACCUCUCUGUGCUCGAGUCCUUCCUCAAGCGGGCCGAGACCACCUUGCAGAUCCUCCAGAAACCACUCACCAACCUCCGAGAAGAAUACCAGAGCUAUCUGAACCUGUGCCGAGACUUGGACGGGCACCGUGAACUCUAUGCCAGGCUGGGACGUCGUGCAGCCAGGGCUGACAGCACUGUAGUGCUGAGCCAAGCGUGGCCACUCAUGGAAUCGCGCUGGCGUGCGGUCGAGUCCGGACUGGCGCAGUGGCGCAAGCGGCUAGACGCCGCCCUUCCGGGCCGGCUGGCUCAAGUCGCAGAGUGGCUGGCGCAGACCGAGGAAAGGCUUCGCAAUGACAAGCUCGCUUUGGGACAGAUGGAUGCUGCCACCGUAGCUGCCAAGCUGGCUGAACACCAGUCUAUUCUGAGCGACCUGGACGAAGUGAAGAAGUGGCUGGCCGAUCAGAAAUCGUCACCCACUGUCGUCGCCACCGCGGCCCCGGAACACUUGGCCGACAUCGAGCAGCGACUCGAAGCCUUGUCCUCGCUUGUCUGCAAGCGCCAGCUGCUGCUGGAGAUGGAGCGGCGCAAGCUCGCACUGAUGGCGCUCGUGCGGUCCGUCGAGCAGCACGUCGCCCAACUGGAACAGAAGCACGGAUCACGCCCUCAGGUUGAAGAGCUGCUGAGGAGGCACAGAGACCUCUUGGAGAGGGACCAGGUGUUCCAGCAGUUCGACCGCCUCUUCAGAGAGCUCCAGGAGGCCCUGGACAUGUGCCAGAGGGGAUCAGCCCUCGGAUUUCAAGAGGUCGACGACCAGGCCAGGUUCCUGGGUGACGUCCAUGACCACUGGACCAAGCUGUCGGCUCGACUACGCACCUCCGGCAACAUUCUCAGCGAGGUUGUGGCCCAGUGGCAGAAGUACGACGCUCUCUAUGGACCCAUGGUCCAGUGGCUGGAUCAAGCCGAAAUCGCGCUUCAGUCCAGCCUUGUUCAGAAACAGGAGUUCUUCCAAGACCUGCCCGCUUGGAACGAAAAGAAGAAGAGUGUCGUUGAGUCAGGAGACUACCUGAGUGCAACCUGCCGAGAUGAUAUCGCAUCGACCAUCAGAGCCCAGGUCCAGUCGAUCAAGCAGCGGUGGGACUCACUGUAUCCACAGAUGCAUCCGUUCAUGAGCAGCGGCGAGUCACUGCGUGCAUCUCAGCAGUUCCAGACAGGCCUGGACAACCUCAAGCACUGGAUGCAGCAGGCCGAGCACCUCCUCACUGCCCACGUGCCUUGUGACGUGCCUUCCCUGGAACAACACGCUGAGGAUCUGAAGAGAUUCCAGGCCACCAUGGAAGAACAGAGGUCGCAGUACAAAGCCUUGUCCAGGACGGCCCAGGUCUUGGUUCGAGACCUAAGCCGUACAGAAGUUGACAAGAUGAUGGCUGACAUGAAAAAGGAAAAAGAAAACCAGGUUCGCGUGGAAGCGCGUUGCUCUCAGCGGCUUUGCACUGUGACCCAAGUGACGUCCCUGGUGCGUGCCCUGGACGCCGACCUGGAUCGCCUAGACCGCUGGCUCGACAAGGCGGAGGAUGCCAUUGCUACUUACGCUGUGCCGAACACGCAGACUCUGGUGCAGGAGCAGCUUGAGAAGCACAGGGCAUUCUUCUCUCAACUGACUCCGAUGAGGGCGCUUCUGACGACCAAGAACAAGACGCACCGGGAGAUAAGGGAAGAAGUUGGAGCCUGCCCUGGUCUGGACACGUCCCGUGUGGAUGCCAGGAUGGCGCAGCUCAACGAUCGCUUCCAGAACUGUGCCUCAUUGGCCGAGCAGUGGGAGCGUGCCCUGCAAGAGGCAGCCAACAGGUGGGAGAACAUCAACGAUGCCGAGAAGAAAGCGCUGGACUGGCUCGGCAAAGCGGAGAUGCACGUGUCCGACAGGAGGGAUCCCGAGGCUGCCAGGGCCUUCUUCAGCAAGCCCUACGAACACAUCUUGCUGCGGGUGGUCCAGACAAGCAAAGACGUUCUCGCCACUUUGCCUCCUGAAGACCACCCGGCUAUCGAGGCCAGAGUUCAGCACAUUAAGGAGAAGUGGAAGGCCGUGCAACAGAAGCUGCCUCGGCUAAAUGAUGAUGAAAUCUUCUCGGAGCUCCGGGAAUCGUUUGACCGUAAUAUGGACACCCUGAACAAGGAGCUGGAUGAGGAACAGAAGCUCAUUGACAAGGGCGGAAACCUUCGUGUGAUUCUGACGCGUCAUGAAGGGUACUUCAACAAGUCCCGUGAGAUGGGCACCCUGCAGGACUGCCUCGAGGAGAUGCAGCAGCUGGCUCAGUCGUGCCCCAGUCACCAGGCACCACUCUCCGACUGCCAGAGCCGGUUCCGGGUGCUGCACGAACGCAUCGUCACCACCAACCGCAUCCUGCAAGUGCCCAAGGACGAGUGGCUCGAGUACUCCAAGAAGUUCAACGGUCUACUUUCCUGGAUGGACCAAGUGGACCAGCGAAUUGAGCAGCUCAUGCAGAGCGACACCGGCUCGGCCUCGGCUUAUGAGACUCAGCGCACCGAGUUCUUGGACAUCUGCGAGACGGUCGACGCUCGUCGAGGCGACCUGGACUGGCUCAACCAGCGGCUCGAGUCCCUGGUGCCGGGUAUGGAGCCCGAGGAAGCAAAGAAAGAAAAGGAACGACUGGCCGGCUUGGUGGCCCGCUACGGCGCCCUCUUGCCCGUCAUGGAGACCACUACGAUCGUUUCUGAGACCGUCUCCAAGUGCUACCUGUACAGAGAAGAGGUCACCCAGGUCACGCGCUGGCUCAGGGAAGUCAGGGAGUCCAAGGUGGUCCCCGAAGAAAUUCCUCUCGACAGUCCAGAGAAACUGGAGCAGAUGGUGCAGAAACAGAAGGAAGUGGUGGAGGAGCUGGAAAAGCGUCAGGGAAGUGUCCUGGAAAGCAUCAAGUCGGGAAAAGACCUGCAAACCGUCAAGGGUGCCCCAGAGUUUGUGUCUAGCGACGUGAAGAAGCUGGAGGAAGAGUGGUCCCAGGUGUACCACGAAGCGGUUGAGAAACUUGACCGCAUGACGAAGGACAGCCAGCGCUGGCAGGAGUUUGAGAAGCUUCGCCAGGAGAUCCUGCGGCUUCUUGCUCAGGCUGAGCAGGAGCUGGUUAACAUCGGACUCCUGGCCGACAUGGAACAGAAGAAGCUGGAACAGUGCAUCAAGGAGAAGCAGGAAGCUGCCAAGAAACUGCAGGAGUCGAUGGACAGCAUGCUUUCCCGGCUGCGAUCUUUGGCCGACGAACUGUCUGCACAACUGGGACCCCAGAGAGAGACCCUGUUGCGUGCCGAGCUGGACAAGACGGAGCGCAAGACGACCACCAUCCUGACCACUGUGCACGAGACGGUGCAUCGGCUGGAGACAGCAGCCAGCAAGGGCACCGACCUGUCCGACCGCCUGUCCCGCCUCAGCCAAUGGCUCGACACUGCUCAGGACAAGCUGACGGCAGCCACCGAGGGCCCAGUACCAGUACCCGAACAGCUAGAAGAAGUCCAGGACCUGAGCAAGGAGAUCGAGGCCAAGCGCGGGGUCCUGGAGCAGAUAGAGAAAGAGACGCAAGAGCUUCAGGGUCAGCGGCCAGAGCUGGCGCAGAUGGCCACGUCACUGCAGUCACAGCUCAAGGAGCUCGACCAAGAGGGUAAGGAGAUGAAGCAGGAGCUGAGCGACAGGCAGAUCCGCAUCGAGGUGCUCCGCGAGCGUACCGUGCACGAGCGCAAGGAGCUCGAGGACACGGAGGCCAAUCUGGACCAGGGCUUGCCCACGCCCGACUCGCUCGAACAGCUGGCCACCAAGCAGGAACAGCUCCAGAAACUUUACGAGGUCACUAAGAAGAAGAUUGACGCCCUCUACGACUUGGCCGCCGAGGCGGGAUCGGACGAGCCGGACUUGCAGCGCACCCUGGCCGAAAUCAUGGAGCGCUGGAAGCAAAUCAAGAAUCUCUUGGAGUCUUGGCUGGAGUCGCUCGAAAACACGGGCGAGAAGUGGAAGGUGAUCGUGACGAGAGUUGAAGAGGUCGUUACGUGGGUCACCGAGAAGGAGCGGCAGAUGGAGGAACCGCUGAAGGGAACCACGCCCCCUGAAAUGGAGAAGCAAAAAGAGUCACUCAGGAACUUGGCCAAUGAAGUUACUCGCAAACAGCAAACUCUGAGUGAGUUGCAGAGCAACAUUGAACAGCUUGGUCCUGGUCUGUCUCACACAGCACUGACGGCCCUGCAUGCUCAGGUGUCCGAGCUGCGCAAGCGCGCCAACGAGCUGGCGACCACGGUGCGCCAGCUGGUCAGUCAGCUGACCUCCCAGCUGUCCGAGCGGGAGGAGCUGCUGCGGCGCGUCGAACUGUGCCAUGCUGUGCUCAACCAGCUGAGGCAGGAGGCCGAGGAGGCCAGCGACGUCAACAUGGGUCAGCUGGAAGGGCAGCUACGUAAAGUGCAGACCAUGAAAGAGGAGCUAACGAGCAAGAGGGCCGAGAUCGAGACGCUCGGCAAGACUCUGUCCGAGCUCUCCGAGACCCUCGCCCCGGAGCCUUCCGAACAACUCCUCAAGAGCCUGGAGAGCCUCAAGGCAACGCUCGAGGAACUGUGCAAGCUUCUGGAGAAGCGAGAGGAACUCCUGCAGGACGUCAUCAAGUUCCAGUCCUGGCAGAAAGAUUUCAUCGAGCAGGUGCGGCUGGUGCAGCAGAACGUGGAGUCCCAGCGCGCCAAGGUGGACAACCUCGAGGAGACGACCAAGGAGUUGCGCAACCUUAACGAGCAACUGAAGAAGAAAGUUCCCGAGGCCACCAGCACCGACAAGUUGGCCACGGAGGUGCAGGUGACAUUCAGGGACAGCAGCACCAACAACGUGACAAGCCUGCGCCAACAGACCGACAAGUUGCAGGGCCACCUGGACAAGGUGGGCAAAGUGCUGCAGAAGAAGCAGGAAGAGGUCACCCAGCUGGAAAACAAGUGGGACAACUUCAACAAGAAGUUGGAGGGCACCAAGCAGUUUGUGACUGUUACAACCGAGACUCUGCACAGCCUACAGCCUAAGUCAGCCACGCCCGAAGCUCUCGCUGUGAUGGUCGAUGAAGUUGAACAAUUGCAGAAAAAGCUGAAGGAACAACAGGAUGUCCAGGACGCCACCCAACAGCUGGGUCGAUCGCUAAUCGAAGCAGAUGCGUCCUGCUUCCCUAAGGUCCAGGAACCACUGGGCUCCCUGGCUUCCGACUGGGAGAACCUGUCUUCUGAAGUGACCAGGACGUUGAAGCUCUUAGGAUCCACACAGUCUCUCUGGAAGGAAUGCCGACAGUUGGAGAACAAGCUUGAUGACACGAUGGACAAAGUGGAGAAAACGUUGGAGGAGGUUGAGGCCACUCCGGCUGAAGACGGGAAAUCUCUCACCGAGAACGCAGAGAAAGUUGGGGCUCAGCAGGAAGAAGUUCGCAGGCAGCAGCCGACCUUCGACUCGUAUCAGCAGAAGACGCAGGAGCUCAUCGAAAAGACCGAGGCCAUUGAGAGCCUCGCCCCGGCCGGCGAGGAGCUCAAGGAGUCUCUCAAGAACCGGGAAGACCGCUGGCGCAAAGGGGCCCAGAUGCUGCAGUCCAUGCUGCGGGACCUCGAGGGCCGCUACAACGUCUGGAAGCAGGCCGAGAUGACCCGCGAGGAGAUCCUUGCCUGGCUCGAGGACAUCUGCGAGUGCAUGCGCGGGGCUCUGGAUCACCUCGCUCAGGGAGAGCAGGGGCGGGCCGUGCUGGACCGCUACGAGACAGAGCUGGAGACACAGCAGCAGCUGUUUACCAACCUUCAGGAGCAGCUGGAGUCGCUAGAAAUGCCGCAGGCUUUGGACUCGGCUCGCAGCUCCAUCCAGUGCGGCUUCGAAGAAGCGCAGGACCUGGCCGACCGACUGCGCUCCAUGCUGAGCCAGGUGGAGGAGCAGGAGGCUGACGUCAAGACCGAGAUGGACAAGUUCUCCGACUGGCUGCGUCAGCAGAAGGAGGCCCUGUCACGUUGCGAUAACACCACAGGCUCUGACGAAGUGCUAUUGCAGCGUCUGGAAGAAUGUCGGAAACUGGAAGAGGCCCUCAACAAGAAUGGCGGCCUGGCCCGAAUCGAAGAGAAAAUGGCAAGGCUAGUGCGAAACCAGCCAGACCUGGAGGUGCGGCACCUUCAGAGGGAGCAGGAAAAACUGAAGGCCAGGCUCGAAGCCGCCAAGAACCAGGCUGCAAGGGCUUCAGCAGCGCUGCUGUCCAUUCUUGACCGCCACCACCAGGGCACACUGGCUGAGCUGCAGCACUGGCUGUCCACGGCCAAUGACAAACUGGCCUGGUGCAGCGGGGGUACCGAAGGGGUCACACAUGGCGACCGCUUUGGGCUCGAGGCUCGGCUGGUUACACUUCAGGAACUGGAGUCCACUCUGGAGCAGGGAGAGAAGCGGCGCGAGCAGUACUGCAACUCUGUCAACCUCCUGAGCCAGGCGUGCACGCCGGAGCGCGUGCCCUCGCUGCAGGAGGAGUGCAGCCGCAUCUGCAACGAGUGGACCACAUUCACGUCCACUCUGACCCAGACAAGGGAGGCCCUCAAGCGAAGCCUCGACCAGUGGCAGCACUUCGAGACGCUGUUCGAGAGCCUCUCGGACUGGCUGCGGGACGCCGAGGCCAGAGCCAAGAGCGAGGCGGCCAGUCAAGUCGACCUGCCCCUGCUCAAGGACCAAAUUUCUAUCCUCAAGUCUCUGCUUGAAGAAGUGCACGGCCAGAAGCCCAGCAUGCAGGAGCUGGAGUCAACCGUGACCAGCGUCACGGCCCACGUGCCAGACACCCAAGUGCCCAACCAGGUGUCUCAGUUGGCUGCCCGGCUAAUGCACUUGGAAGCCACCCUGCAGGGGGCACUUGCUCAGCUCGAGCAGUUGGAGCAGACGCAAAAGGCCUUUGAGCAGGCCAAGCAAGACCUACGUGAUUGGCUGUCUCAAAUGGAAGCCAGCCUGGAUGGCUGCAAGAACGUACCCGGCGACCAAAAGGCACUGGAGGCCCACCUGAAGAGACUCCAGCAAUUGCAGAAGCAGAAGGGAGCUGGACAGGCACUGCUCAAUGCGGUGGUGGACAAUGGCGAGUCCAUGUACCUCUCACUGAGCGUGGAGAGCAGAGACCAGGUGCGCAAGGAGACCCGAGGUUUGCGAGACGCCUGGGACUCGGCCUGGGACAUGCACACCGCCCUGGUGAAGGGACUGGAGUCCUCUCUCAUGGCUUGGAGCGGCUUCCAGGACAGCUGUGGCCGAGUUGCUUCGUGGCUCGCGGACAUGAACACUCUGAUUGGAAGUGACGUGGAACUCAAGCCAAACUUGUCUGAGAAACAGUUGCAACUCCAGAACAUCAGGGCACUGUCUCAGGAUGUCAUGUCGCAUCAAGCGGUGGUCUCCAAGCUGCAGACCAAGAGCCAGGAGCUGAAAGAGACGUCGAUGGCAGGACAGGUCGAUGGCUUGGUGUCCGACUACGAAGCACUCUGCACUCGGACAAAGGCAAACAUCGUUCAAUGCGAAAAACGCGUGAGUGAACACGAAGCCUACCAACACAGCCUGGAACGUUUCCUAGACUGGGUCAGCACGCUUAAGGCCACUGUUGAUGGCCCCGAAGAACAGGGCGACAUGGAAGCUGUCAAGGCCAAGAUGGCUGCAUAUGCGCUGGUGUUGGAGAGCGAGCCAGAGGCCUGCGCCAAGCUGGAGCACCUACGGGACGCCCUGGAGUCGCGCGUGCUUCCGGGCACCUGCCCGUCAGGACACGAGGCGCUGCAGGAGCAGUACGCAGCUGCGCGAGCCCAGUGGGAGGCCCUGCUGGACGCCUGCGAGGAGGGCCACUCGCACGCCAAGGAGACGCUGGACCGCUGGGACGAGGCCACCAAGACGCUGGACGAGCUGGAGCAGUGGCUGGCGUCACAGCGGGCCCGCUGCCAGGACAUUCCGCUGCAGGCCACCGCGGAGGCCAAGCGGCAGCAGCUGGAGACGUUAAAGAAAGUGGAACAGGAUGUUGUUGCCAAGGAAGGCGACUUCUCCGUGUUGUCCAAGAAUGCCCAAGCUGCACCAACGGACACCAUGCUGACACCUCAGCUGGACAAGCUGCGCAGCAAAUACCAUCUGCUCAGAAACACCAUCAAGGAGGCCGUGGCCAAGUGGGAGAAAUUGGCCAAGCAACACGAGGCCUUUGACAAACUUCUGGCCGAGCUCGAGGAGUGGCUCAAGCAACCCGAGAAAGAGCUCGACGAGAUCGUUGAUGCCAAGGCUGACUUGGCCUCAACGCAAGAUCAGAAGAACAAGCUUGAGAACUUGAGCGAUCGCCUGGCUCAGCGGAGCAGCAGCAUGGACGAGCUCGUGGAGUCCGGUGAACGCCUGUACUCUCACACUGCACCAGACGGCAGGGAGACCAUCCGGCAGCAGCUCAGACACGUCAAAGGUCGCUGGCAGACCCUGGUGGAGCGUUCGAGCGAAGCCUUGGCCGAGCUGGACCAGCGGCUUCAGCAGUUGUCGGGCCUGUCCCAAAGUCAGGACCAGCUGCGCCAGUGGAUUGAGGACGUCAAGACAGCCCUGGACAGCUGCAGCCAGCCCCGGGCCACGCUCCAGGAGAAGAAGGCUCAGCUGCAGACCCACAAGGUGGUUCACCAGGACAUCUUGUCUCACCAGCCAGCCAUAGACAGCAUGUGCGAGCGAGCUCAGAAUCUCUCGGCCACUGCGGCUGGCAAGGACACACUCGGAGACCACGUUCAGAGCACCAAGGCUGCUUUCCAGGAGCUCUGUACAAGGUCACAGGGUUUGACUGGCCAGCUGACCUCCGCUGUGGAAGAUCACCAGAAGCUAGUGGACAAGGUGGUGGCCUUCCAGGACUGGAUCCAGAGCUUCCAGGAUCAGCUGCAGGAGCAUAAGGACACCACGGGAGAAAAGAAGGCUAUCCAGGGACGCCUCGAGCAGCUUACGGAACUGACAGAGAAAAGCAAGGAGGGCGAGGUGCUACUGACCGAGGUCCGAGAGCAGAGCCAGGUGGUGUCGGCCCGCAGCUCCCCGCAGGGCCAGGCGAUGCUGUCACGCGAACUGCAGGGGCUGCAGGAGCUCCUGGGCAAGACGCUGACCUCGCUGCAAGAGGCACGCCGCAACCUGGAGAACACGCUUCAGCAGUGGGGGGCAUACGAAUCGCACCUGGCCUCCCUCACCCAGUGGCUGUCGGACACCGAGGCCGAGCUGCGCGCCCCCCAGAUGCCGGCGACGCUCGCCGACAAGCAGGCCCUCUCCGCACGUGGAAAGGAGCUGCGUAACAAGAUUGCCGAAAAACAGAAGAGUGUGGACAGCUUCAUUGACGAGGCCCACUGCCUUCUUCAGCUGUCUGGAGUGGAGCUUGUGCGUGCACAAAUGUCGCAGUGCAACGCCCGAUACCAGUCCUUGGUGGCGACGAUAAAGGACUUGGCUGCUCGCUGGGAAGGCAUGGAAAAAGACCAGCGAGAGUACGAGAAGGCAGUGGCCAGCUGCAACGCGUGGCUCGAUGAGGCGCAGCAGACGCUGAGCCAGAUUCAGGCAGACAAGGCAGCACCCGAAGAGAAGCUGACUCGCCUCGAGACGCUGAUUGUGGGCAAGGUUCAUGGCCAGCAGCAGCUGAACUUGGCGUCUCGCCUCGGAGAGCAGCUGUACCAGGACACCGCUGCGACAGGAAGAGAUCAGGUGCGACUCGAGCUGCGUGAACUGCACGAGCGAUGGGAGUCCUUGGAGUCCAAGAUGGCGGAUCUUCAGAAGCAGCUGCAAUUGCAGAGCCACGCUCGCAGCAGCUUUGUUGAUUCACUGAGCCAGGUCCAGACGUGGCUUGACAAUGCUGAGAGAACUGUUGCCGAAGCACGAGACAAGCUACCAUCACUCCAGGAAGCACAGGGACGCCUACACUCACUCAAGCUGCUGCAGCAGGAGGCAGUGCUGCAGCGAAGGCAGUUAGAUUCCUUGGAAGAGACGUCACGGGGCGAUGCGUCAUCAAAGGAGAGCCUCGAGACAACGUCAACACGCCUUGGCAUAGUCACUGAAGAGCUGAAGACGUUGCUGGCUGGCCUCGAGAAGCUGUCGGCACUGGCGCAGGAGCAGCGCGAGCGCAAGGAGCAGCUCGCCGCCUGGCUGGAACAGAUGCACGAACGACUUGACCUGUGCCGAGACAUCACCGGAAGCCGGCCUGUCCUCAAGACCCGCCUCGACAAGCUUCAGGAACUUGAGAAGCAGCAGCCCGAAGGGACGUGCAAGGCCCAGGCGCUGGCCGAGUGCACGGCGACGCUCGUGACGCUGCUGACGCCACGCGAGCGGGCCGCCCUGGAGCAGGAGAGUGGCACGCUGGAGGGCAGCGUGGCCCGGCUGGGUGCUGAGGUGGAGCAGGCGCGCCAUGCUCUGUCGGCGCAGCUCCGCCUGUGGGACGCCUACGAAGAGCACUACGAACGACUGCUAGGGUGGCUGCAGGGCGCCGAGCAGACAGUGCAGCAGUUUGCCCUGCAGGCCACCCUCGACGAGAAGAGGCAGCAGCUGGACAAGUUCCAGAGCCUGCUGAGCGAACUACACGCCACAGAACGAGACUUCGACUCCCUCUCGGACAAGGCUCAGGAGCUGAUGGUGUCCAGCGGAGAGAUGCGACUUUCCAUGGCUGUGAGCCAGCUCACGGCCCGAUUCCAGUCUCUCUUGGAGACCUGCAAGGAAUUGGUGAAAAAGUGUGAGCAGCACGUCCAGGAUCACUCCCAGCUCGAGAAGAAGCAUGCUGAGUGUGCCAAGACCCUCGCCCAGGCGCAGGAAACAUUUGUUGAAAUCCAGGCUCUCCCAAGUGGCAACAAGGAGAGGCUCUCCCACAAGUUGGCGAGAGUGAAGGAGCUGCUCCAGGGCAAGAGCGAGGCCCUGAACCUGGUGAACGCAACGGUGCAGCUUGCUGAGCAGGUUCAGGUGGGCAGCUCCCCCGAGGGCUGGAAGGCCAUCCAGGGGCUCCUGCAGCAGCUGCAGUCGGCCUACGAGGCCGUAUUCGACAAGGCCCAGAACCUGGAGCGGGUGCUCCAGUCGUCCCAGUUCCUUUGGUCCGAAUACCAUGAGGCCCUGCAGAGGCUGCAGACCUGGCUGAAGGGCCUUGCCGCCAAGGCCGAGGGAGCCUCGCGACUCUGUACUACCCUAGACGAAAAGAAGGCGCACCUCCGUACCUGCAGAGGACUUCUUGCAGAACUUAACGAACGGGAGCAAGCCAUUGAAGACAUCCAGAUCAAGGCUGAAGCCAUUGCCGACCGUGACAACGAGUCCCAGGAGAUGUUAGAGGGUGUUGUCAAAGGCCACAAGGAGCAGACACAGAAGCUUCAGGAGGCGGUGAAGUUCUUGGAGGACGCAGUCACGCAGCACGAACAACUGAGCAAGCACUUGGGCAAUGUCCGAGACUGGCUGAGCAGCACGCAGGAACAAGCCGCGGCGCUUUCGAACCUCGGCCUCGACCAGCUGGCUUUGUACAGCAAUUUGGAAAGGCUCAAGGCGAUCGAGGCCAGCUUCAGCACGCAAGACGAGGAGAUGAAACGGGCAGAGAAGCAGUUGCCAGUUGUGCUUCAGAGCACCCUGCCUGCAGGCCACAAUGUAGUGGUGGCAGAACUGGAUGCGUUGAAGCAGCAAUGGCAGGUGGUGAGUGACAUGGUGACUCGGGCACGCGAGUCCUUGGAACAGCUGCUUAGUCGUUGGGAGGAACACCACGUCCAGGUGGAGAAGCUUCAACAGUGGAUGUCGGAGAAAGAUGCUGAGCUGCAGGGGCUGCUGCUCUGCGACACGCUCGAGGCCAAGAGAAGCCGCCUGGAAAAGCUGCAGGAGACGUUGCGGGAGUUGCGAGCGAAGGAACUUGAGGUGGACUCCCUGACUGAGAGAGCCCAGCAGCUUCACGGAGGCCACAGCACGCGUCGCAGCAGCCGCCUGGCUGACCUGGCUCUGCGGUACCAGCAGCUUCUGGUAGCCCUGACGGAGGCAGUGACAAAGUGGACCCAGUACGUCAGUAACCACCAGACCCUGGACAAGCAAGUGGCUGACGCCCAGCAACAGAUCAAGCAGGCCAACGAGAAGCUCGACCAGUGCGAACUGGCCGAUGGCUCCCUGAGUCAGCUGGAAAGCAAGUUGGCCAUCAUUCAGGAGGUGUCCCACAGCAAGGACGCGCUAGUGUCACUGGUGCAAGCCGCCACCGAGCAGUGCCAGACGGUGCUGGGUGAGACGGCACCCGUGGGUCACGGGCCCCUGAGCCGGACCCUGCAGAGCCUCACCGAGGCCAAGCUGGCCCUGCUGCAGCGACUGUCCGCUCUGAGAGCCACCCUGGACCACGCCCGACAACUGUGGGGAGGCCUGAGCACGCUCACCAAGCAGGUGCUGUCUGCCGUUGAGGGCAUAGAAGCCUCCUUGGAAGAUGCGGGCAAGCUUCAAGAGACCCUGGCCGAAAAGAAAGCGCAUGCUGAACGAUCAAAGGUCUUGGAGCAGCGCCUUCUUCAAGAGCAAGCACAGGUUGACAACUUGAAAUCCCGGGCCACCGAGCUGGCCAAGAGUCACCCGGGCAACGAGCAUUCGGAGCCUGCCUUCGAAGCCGUCGAGCGGUUCAAGGACGCCUGCAAGCGUGCAGAGAAACUUGUCGAGACCACCGAGAAGGCGUACAGGGGUCACCUCGACUUCAAGAAUGCCUGUGACGACUUGGUGUCCUGGCUGCGUCAGCUGAGAGAAAAGGUCCCUCCGUUCACCCGCUCGCUGAGCGACCGACUGAGCCUCGAGUCAAGCAUUUCAGUCCUGGAGGACCUCCUUGCGAAGCGUGCGGAAGGAAACUUGAAGCUUGACGCAGUAGUUGCCGCUGCUGAGACAACAAAGGCUUCCACAUCAGAGCCUGGAAUCGCUCUCUUGGACAACCAAGUCUCUGCACUCAAAGGCGACCUCACGAGCCUCUUCGAUGAGAUUUCAACCACAAAGGAAAAGCUGGGCACCACAUGCGCUCAGCUGCGAGAGUUCCGCGAAGAGUACGAGCACAUGAGCGAGUGGCUGCAGUUGAUGGAAGACGACAUCAAGAACCAGCGGACGCUGCUGUGGCCUACACUGGAAGAGAAGAAAAAGGCCUUUGAAACGGCACAGGGUCUGGUGGAAGAGCUUGAGAAAGGUCACGAGACCCUGGACAGGGUGACCUUACUCGCUCAAGGCCUGCUGACCUCGCAUCUGGACACCUACAUCCGCAACCAACUCACACUGGUCAGCUCGCGAUACCAAGUCACUCUCAACUUGGCCAAGGACCUCCUCGGCAGGGCACGCGACGUUUACAACCAGCACGAGCAGUACCGAACGGCCGUGACAGCCGCGCGGGAGUGGAUGGACACCAUGGCCACUUCCUUGGCUGAGUGUUCCAGCCCAACCACCGGAAAGAGCGAGGUGGAGGCGCAGCUUGCCAAAGUGCAGGGUAUGGUAAGGAAACAAGACGAAGGCCAUGCCUUGGUGCACGCCGCCCUCACGGCUGGUGAGAAGACGCUUCGAGGCACGCACACAUCUGGCAAGACCCCACUCAAUCAGGAGAUGCAGGAGCUCCAGAAGCAAUGGGACCGCCUCAUUCUCAAACUUUCCGACGCCAAGGUCUCCCUAGAGACGGCCCUCCUCCAAUGGACCGACUACAGUUCGUCGGAGCAGCGCCUCCUGCAGUGGAUCGCGGACCACGACAACCAGCUGGAGGAAGUCAAGAAGAAACGCCAGAGCACCUCAGUCAAGGAGUCCGUCACACAACGCAAGGCCAGGUUGAGGAGGGCAAACAGCCUGGUAAAGGACGUCGAGUCAUUCGAGCCCAUGGUCGAGUCUCUUGCCAUCAAGGCACAGGAACUCCAGCAGACUUCGGCAGCCCCCAAGCCCGAGAUCUCCGGAAAGUACAGCAACCUUGCUGGCUCUGUCAAGGAAUUUCUGCGGCAGCAGAAGUCUGUCAUGGGCCAUCUGCAAGAGUUCAUGGACGCUUGCGCUAAUCUCACCUCCUGGCUGGAACAGGCACAGGAAAAGCUGAACAAGUGCGCCGAGCCGUCGGGUGACCGCAACGAGCUGAGAAGCAAGCAUGGCACACUGAAGGUGCUGGAGGCCGAACAGGAGGAAGGACAGAAGCGGCUCCAGCUGAUGCUUGCCCUGGCAGAGACGGCACGUGGCUUCAUGGAGGAUGAAGUGGAACAGCAGCACGUCGAUCAAGAGGCCGGACAGCUGGUCAAGGCUGUGGCAGAAUUCGAAGAACGCAUGGCACAGGUCAAAUCUGCACUGGACGUGGGCCUGGUCAAGUGGGACGAGUACGAGGAGCAGUUCCGCCGUUGCCAGGACUGGCUGAACCAGCACGAGCCGCAGGUUCGCUCGUUCCAGCAACUGCAGCCUGACCUCGAGUCCAAGCGGGUCAAGCUCGAAGAGUUCCAGGUCCUGCUGCAGACCGUGUUCGAGUGGCAGUCCGAGUUUGACACGCUCAACUUGAAGGCGCAGCUGCUCUUGGAGACCUACUCGGACUCGAGCAUAUGCAACCAGUUCACGCAGCUGUCUGCACGCUACACAAGCCUGCUGUCGCUGGCAAAGGAGGUGCUGCACGCGCUCGAGCAACACUACCAGGAGCACCAGCAGCAACAGUGCAUGUACAGCGAGCUGUCCGAGCUGCUCGACAGCACCCAGGAACGACUGCGCGAGCUGCAGAAGCCCUCGGCGACCCUGGACGACGCAGAGUCGCGCCUCAGGAGCCUCGACCUGCUCUGGGCGACGUUGCAGCAGGGUCGGAACAAGGUGUCUUACAUGAUGGAGCUUACGGACAAAGUCAUUGAAACAACGUCCGCCGAAGGCAUCAAGACGAUCCGUGAGAGUGCCGACAACACAUCUGUCGAGUUUGAGCGGCUGCUGCAGGAGGUCUCUGCGGCACGCUCUGCGCUCUCUGAGCAGCUGUCGGCCCUGGGAGAGCUCGCCCAGGAGCUUCAGCAGUUUGAGGCAUGGCUUGCCGAAGCUCGCACACAGCUCGCUGAGGCGAAGUCCGGCGCGGAACAAGCCUCUGGUGCAGUGGAGAAGAAGACGCGUCUCGACAAGAUCAAGUCCAUUGCAGCCGACGCUGCCUCCAAGUCUGGCACAGCGGCCAGCCUGGAGAAACGGCUCAAGGAGACAAAGCAGCUGGACACACCGGAACGGAAGAAGAUGAUCGCGGACUUCUCCGAACUUCAGAAGGAGGCCGAAGAGCUGGCCGCACGCCUGGAGAAGGAAGUGGAAGCGCUGGAGAGGCAGCGGUCCGUCCACGCCCAGGCCGUCCAGUGGCUGAAGGAGGCCAAGCUGAAGCUGCAAAAGUGCUCGGAUGCAACAGGCAGCCAGGCCGUCGUCCGCGAGAAGGCAACCCAGCUUUCGAAACUCCGCGAAAGCCUGCCAACCGGAGUUGCCCUCGUCAAGGACGUUGCUCAGUGCACGGAGGAGGUAUCCCCGUGCCUGAAUCAGUCGGGCCGAGAGAGGCUCCAGGAGAACCUGCAAGAGCUGCGCCAGGACUUAGAGCAGCUCGAGCAUGGUGUCGAGGAUGCCCAGGAUGCCCUCGACGAGUGCCUGCAGUGCUGGGAGCGCUUCGGAGAGCUCUACGGCACGAUGUCUCAGUGGCUGUCGCAGUUCGAAGGAAACGCCAGGCCCGCCCUGGCAUCUACCGCUGUUGAUGCCGACCACCUGAAGCAGCUGAAGGCCCUUCUGGAAGAAGCCUCUUUCCACAAGCCCGACAUGGAGGAGAUGAACGAGGAGUGCGAACGCCUUCUCCUUCUCAGUGCUCAGACACCAGUUCGAGACCAGGCUGUCAAGUUGUCCACGCUCUACACGUCUCUUGUGGCGUCUCUUCAGGAGAAUGUGACCAAGCUGCAGAGAACUCUCGGAAGCCAGGAGGAGUUCGACAAGGCCAAACAAAAGUUCAUCCAGUGGCUUGAAGCUGCACAGAAAAAGCUCAAUGCUGCCAAAGAACCUGGCAAGGACUUGGCCACUGUGCAAAAGCACCUCGCAGAACUCAAGGAACUUCAUCAGAGUCUUUCCGAGGGAAAGCACCUGUUUGAUGUGGUCACCGAGGCAGCUAGUAAGACACAAGGCGGCCUCUCUGAUGUCAGCCAGGCCCCUAUUCGCUCUCAGGUGGAUAGUCUGCGUGAACAACUAGCCACACUCGAGCAACUGACGAGCGAAGCGACCGGCCGGAUGGCGUCCCUCCAGUCCCGCUGGCAAGAGCUCAUGCAGGGAGCCGACGCGCUGAAGGUUUCGCUUGACGAAGUGGAAGAGUCGCUGAAGGAGCGACCCGUGUCGGGCGGAGACCUUGUCCAAAUCCGCUGCCUUGUCGAGCAGUACAAGCACACUGGCCGAAACCUGGAAGACCACAAGCAGAAGCUGAAGGAGCUUCGACUAGAAGCGUCCGAAUUGGCUGAAAAGACGGAUGGCGGGGAAGUGCUUCCUGUCCUACGAGAGAUGGCAGACCAACUGGACUCGCUACAAAAGAAGUGUCAGGCUACACUGGACUCGCUGGAAUCAGAGCUGCACGACGCCCAGAGCUACCACAAGGCACUGCAGGAAGCCGAGAAGUGGCUUCUGCAAAUGUCCUUCCCAGUAAUGGCCCAGCAUUCACUUCAAGUGCUCAACAAGCAGCAGACACAGGAACAACUAGACAAGUACAAGGGCAUUCUGGCUGAGGUCAAGCAGUACCAGUCCACCCUUGACGACGUCAAAGCCAAGGGUCGGGGACUGGUCAACCGGUACAAGAAGGAUGCACCCCAGCUCGAGCAGCAGGUGCAGUCUCAGCUCGACAACAUCCAGGAGAGCUACGAUGCGCUGCUCACUGGCGCUAACCAAGUCCUGGCACGUCUCGAGAGUGCUUUGCAGAAGUUCAUCAGCUACGAGACGAUGCUCGAGGUCUGUGACAAGCUGCUAGAGGAACUGGAGCCCAAGAUUUCCGCGCUCUCCGAGGACACUCCCAAAACAGCCGAGGCCUCUAAGAUCAAACUGGAAACUUGCAAGGGCAUGCUUACUCAACUGACCGAAGCAAGGACUCAGUUCCAAGAGGCCAUUCAGGGCUGCAUUGAGGCGGUGUCUUCAGUAAGCAGGCCAUCUAGCCCAGAGGUGGCUACGGUCUUCAGUGUUCCCGAACAGGAAGAUAGCAUCAAAAUACGCCUUCAGGACAACAUUGAACAGUUGGAGGCCAUCGCCGCCCAACUGGAGGUUCAGCUCAGAGGCUUCGAGGAGGCCGGACGCAAGAGGGCCGCUAUCGAGGACUGGAUCACUGAGAAGCAGUCCACCGUCACCCAGAUGGGAAGCGCAAAGUUUCCUCCACAGACCCUGGCCCUGCAGGCCCAACUUAGGCAGCUUGAGGACAUCAAGCACGAGGUUUCUGAGAAGUUGACAGCCGUGGAUGCCCUGGAGCUGAAGUCGGGAACGCCAGGAGCUAGUGAGGCGGCCCUGCGAGACCGUCUCCACCAACUGGAAGCGCAGGUCUCCCAAGUUGCGGGCACCAGAGCUACCCAGCUGGAGACUCUGGAAGAGUACAACACCCUGGCCGGACAGGUGGACGUGAGACUGAACGCUGUUGAGUCGUCGCUGGACAGCACGCAGCGCCCGACAGUGGGCGACGCCAAGCAACGUUUGCAGACACUCAACGUCUUGCUGGACGAGGUGAACAGCAUCGGCGGUGAUGUGGCCGACCUCCGAGGCAAGAUUGCCGUCCUCACCAAGUGCCUCGAGCCAGACGACAAGGCCAAGUGCGACGACCAGCUCAAGUGCCUCGAAGGGAAGUGCGACGAGUUGCGCAAGCGGAUCUUGCGCAGAACCAAGAGCCUAGACUUGAUCCAGAGUGGACUGGAUGCUCUGUACUCCGAAGCGGCCACCACAGAGAAGUGGCUCCUGGAGAAACAAGCGUCCCUGGAGCAGUUGCCAAACCCUGGCUACCAGAGUGCCAGCGUCGAGGCAGCACUGCAGGGAAUCAAGGCCGAACAGCGGCAGGUGGAGAACAAGCGAGCCGUUGUUCAGGACUUCGAGAAGCGUAUUGAGUCAUUUUCACACGAGCUGGACAGCUUGGAUGCUCAGCAGCUUGAGCAGAUGAUGCAGGACCUGAAGACGCGCUUUGCCGACCUGCUGAACCUUCUGGCGUCGCACACUGGCAGCCUGACUGAGCUGCUCAACAAAACGUGUCGCCUCGACGACGAGCUCGAGAUCGUGCGGCAGUGGCUUCGUGAAAAAGAACAGGACCUGCGAAGGGUUGGGGCUCCCGCGCAGGAUGCCGAUGAUGCCAGGAACCUUCUCAGCUCGGUUCAGGCUAUGCAAAAAGAAGUGAAGAACUUUGAAGAGACCAGGUUGGCUGGACUCGUGAAACUCGCAAAGGACCUCGAGCCAGGAUGUGAGCCCGAGGACUGCGCAGCCUUGCAGAAGCUUGUCCAGGAACCGGUGGACAAGGUGAAGGAGCUCCAGCAGAGCCUGGCUGACCGCCUGAAGCAGCUGAAGGAGCUGGUGCAGCUGUACGAUGAGUAUCAGAAGGCCCUGUCGGCCGUCAAGUCGGUGCUGAGUGAGACAGAGGCCUCGCUGGCGGCCGACCUGCUCCUCACCACGAGCGAGGAUGUGAUCCGAGAGCAGCUCGACACGCACCGUCGCCUGCAGGAAAGCGGUGCCCGUCUCUCUGCCGACCUGACCAAGAUGCAGAAGCUGGCUUCCAAGCUUGGUCCUGCUGCUGGCGCCAACCGAGAGAUACGCGUCCUGACAGAGACCAAGGACAGACUGGACAAACUGCUUUCUGACCGCAUCACUUCCUUGGAGGAUGCCCUUGCUGAGCUCCAACAGCAGCGGGCCACACUGAGCCAGUGCAGCGAGGAGCUGGAUGGCCUGUGCCGACGUCUCGAGGCACUCGGUGGUCCUUUGGGUCCGGCUGUCCAAGACGCAGAGGUCCUGCUCUCUGCACUACAGAAGGUGCAGACUGAGCUGAAGGACCUGCAAAGCCGCCUGGAGCGCAUGCAGGGAUCCGGCCCCCUGUCUGAAGCCGUCGGGCGGCUGCUGGAGCGCUGCGAAGUCACCUUGCAAAAGACCCAGGGCCAACUGGGCCGCGCCAAGCAGGCUCUGUCGCUGCGGCAGCAGUACCACCAGCUGCGCGAACAAGUGGCGCAAGCCAUUGCCCGGCUCACCGACACCGUGGCUGUCCUCGAGAAGGCCAAGAAGCCCGCCGCCGAGAAGCUGCCCCAGUACGACAACCUGCUGGCCCAAGUUGCUGACACCGAAGGUCAGCUGACCUCGGCCCAGGACAAGGGAGAGGCGCUGGCUGAGGAAGGGUCCUCUGCCGACCACAAUGCCAUCCUGGGCGACUUGGGCAACUUGAAGGGCCAACUGGCCUCCUUGCGCAAGUCAAUCCAGAACCUGAAAACGCAGGAACAGGGACUGCUGGCAGAACAGGAACGCCAGCUGCAGGCCCUGGAGAAGACCCUGCAGGAUCUGCGCGUAGAUGAAGCGCAGGCUCGUGGCCGGCCCGCGUUGACCAUGCAGCCCGAGAGCAUAGACGCCGAGCUGGAAAGUCACAAGGAACUGCAGCGCCAGUCAGAGGAGCAUCUGGAAGAGGCACGCAAGCUGGAAGAGCAGCUGUUCAAGGAACUGCCCAGCGAGCUGCUGGCCAGUCGAGCCCAGGAGGAGCUUAGUGAGCUGGCCCUGCUGCGAUCCACGCUGCCCCAGCAGUUGCAGGAGCGUGGGCACUACCUGGGCUGCGCCCAGGCCCUGCGCCGAGACUACUGGGCACAGCGGGACGCCCUGGUGGAUUGGCUCGACCGCUCCGAGCGCAUCGUGGCCGCCGCUAGAGACGGAGUUGACCUAGACGGCCUUGAUGCCCGCUGCAAAGAGCUCAGGGAUGUCUGCUCCGAAACAGCUGGCUACAGCGAGUGCCUCCGCAGUCUGCAAGCACUACUAACUCAGAUACGUCCGACCAUGGACCCUGAAGCAUCUCAGCUGCCUGAACAGGAACUUGCUACCCUGCAGCAGCGGCUGACCGCACUUAGUGCCAAUGCUCGGGCCGCUCUCGACACGGCUCAGAACGACCUGGCCUCUUGGGCCAGCUUCGGCAAGCUCCGCGAGCAGCUCGAAGCGCUCCUAGCCACUCUUGAGCCCUCAGAAGACAAGCCCGCAUCCAUACGUGCCUUGAGGAAGGCGUUGCAGUCGUUGGGACGCCUUCAGGAGGAGGCACAGCGCAGUCAGCCGUUGCUGGCACAGCUCUCGGAGGCAGCCCGGGUCCUGGAGCGAAAGUCCGGACCCGCCACGAGGGACCUGCCCGGCAAUCAGGCCAAGACACUGAGCAAGCGAUGGCAGGAGGCCAUGGAUGACAUUCAGGCUCGGAAGGAGAGGAUGGCCAAAGCCCUGGCUGACUGGGAGGCAUACUCACAGGCUCUAGCUCGUGCAAGGACGACCCUCGAAGCCAGGGAACAUGACUUGGCAGCCAUUCAGCCGCUCCUGCUCGACGUGACCGCUGCUGAAAAUGCACUAGAGAGUCUGCUGUCUCAGGUGACCGGAGAGCCCCUGGGCGUCCAGGUGGAAGAAGCCGGCCGUAAGGCGGAGCCCGUGCUGUCCUACCUCGACUGGGCUUCGCAACCGGCCGCCACCGGACUCGGGAACGAACUCCAGGCGUUGCGCGACCGCCACUCACAGCUGCAGAAGUCCAUUGAGCAGCAUCUGCAGGGUGUCCGUGAGGAGAGGGCAGCUCAGGCUGCCUUCGAGGAGAAGGUCGCUUCCCUUCGGGAAGGCCUGCUCGAGAUGGAGAGGGACAUCGGAGCAGCCCCCACCUGCGGGGAUGAUGAGGAUCAGGUCCAGAAGAAUCUCCAGAUGCUCCGCGAGCGUCUCAGCUUCCUGGACCGGGAGGUGCGAGCCACAUCCCGCUCGGCACACGAGCGUUACAGCGAGCGCCGGCAGGGUGUGCCAGAGGUCGUGGAGCAGGCUCUGGCCUCCGUCGAGCUCCUCUCGGAGAACGUGAUGGCCGCCCUCGAAGGCAAGGAGCGCGAGUUCAAGAAGGCUCGCACCGCCCGGGCCGACUACUGUGAAGGCUCCAAAGCACUGGCCGCGUGGCUGCAAAAGGCUCAGGGGAUCCUGCAACGAAAGGGAGAUUCUCCGGAAGUUACCAAGGAGAACCUUGUGGCCCUCAACGCCGAAGUGCCCGGAGUGCGCCGGGACGCAGAGCGUCGUGUCGUACAGAGUGGCAAUCUUGUUGUCGAGUGCCUGGGCGACACCGAACAGGCCAGGUCGGUGCGCGCCACCAUCGCAUCUCUUACUGACCAACUUCAACAGGUGGAGUCGUGGAUCCGGGAGCGCCUCAGCGAGGUAGAAGAUGCCCUGGAGGCAUGGGCCCGCUUCCUGCAACUCCACGAAGCACACAAGACGUGGCUGGACACAAAGGAGCUGGCAGUGGCCAAGCGUCAGCCACUUAACACACUGGCCGUGGCAAGGCAGUGCCUGUCCCAAUGCCAGGAGGUCAACCGGGACAUGGCAAGCGGCCAGGGCCAGCUGGCGGAAAUGAGCGGCCUGGUGCAGCGCAUCGGGCGCUCCUGCCACGUGGGGCCGCUGCUGGAGAAGCUGGACGCGGCCGAGGAACGACAGCGCAACCUCGAGGGCCGCCUCGUCCAGGAGCUGGCCCUGCUGCAGGAGCUGGUGGAAGAGUGGGAGCAGUGCGAGCGCAAGGCCCGUGACUGUCAGACAUGGUUGGAGCGAGCGCGCUCAUCUCUCGAGGCGCCUCAGCUCCGGCGAAAGAGCCUGCGUGACCAACUAGCCUUGCGUGAGAAAAUGCUGGCGGACCUGUCCAGCCAGCAGACCAAGAUGGCCAUGUCGCUGGAGAAACUGCGGGUCCACCUCCGUGGCUGGUCGUCGUACGCACCCGAAGAGAACGCCAUGGUGGCCACGGUGCUGGAACUGUCGCGGCAACUGCAGGGGCUGCAGGAGAAGCUGGACAGCCGCUGCCAGGAGCUGUCUGCCUGCCUCGCACAGGACGAGCAAUAUAGUCAGGAUCUCCUUCACGUGAGACAGCUGCUGUCUCAAUCGGAACACCGACUGAAGCUGGCUCUCGGCGCGAUCGGUAAUACGCCUGCGGAACGCACUCUGAACCUCAAGCUCCAGGAGGGAGCGGACGUAUCAAGCCAAACAAUCCCGAAGCUUUCCGGCCAAGCUCCGGGUUCGUUUAUGGACGUCCCCACAAGCCAGGAGUACAUCUACCAGUCUAGACCGCGGACCAUUGUGACGCGAGAGCAGCGGCCAGAUGGAACCUCUCAGGUGACUCACACCACUACCAGGCUAGUCUCGACAGUCAGCACGGGCAGUCAGUUGCGCCCAGAAUUUGACGGAGGCAACCAGUCAUGGCAGCUUUCAGAAUCAUUUAGAUCUCUCACGAGUCCUGAUGGCAUUCAAGCGUACACAGCAAACCUGGAGCCUCAGAGGGGAGCAGGACAGACGACCGUGGUUCACACCAUCGGUGGUGUCUGGAGUUCCGAACACGACAGCCCCCAGUGGGAGUCCCGGCAGUCCCAGCCCACAGAAGGACACACGCGUUUCGGCACCAGCUGGGUGGUGACGCGUCACGACCGCAGCCCUUCCCCCAUGCCUUUCCUUGCAGCUGCGCACCCAGCGAACGACACAAGCGACACACAACCCCAGCCCCAGGUGGUCACAACAAGUACUAGAGAGCCCACACUGAGCAACUUGCAGGGAGAGCCUAGAAUAGUUAGCGACACAUCCGUUGACGACGAACUUAGGGCGCUGUCAUCACUUGCCGGCAGGCAAGAGUUGGCACCUGGUGAGGUCAAGUUGGUGGAGAGCGACUUUAAAAGGGAAGUGGAACCACUUAACCUGGUUUCCUCGAGGGUCGUGCAAGACACGGAGGAGAGGAAGACCAUCGAGCUCAAGUUCCAGGAAAAAGUUCAGCUUGUUCAUUACUCGUUCCAACUUCCGUCCUUCGCGGAAUUUGUGGAAGUGCCGGAAGAGGACCUCGAGAAGGUGAGGCCUCUGGACAGCAUGGGCGUGGGCGGGGUUGCUGCAAAUGCAACACCCGGUGAGAAACAAACUGUAACGGAAAGGUACAGUGUGAGAUUGCAAGGAUCUGAAGUGAACACUGGUAAGUUGUUACAGGGGCACAGCGGGCCUGAAACGGUAAGUAAUGUAGUGUCUACGCGGUACAGCCAGGACUCGAUGCCUAGUUCGUUUGCUGAUGGAGGUACCAAUGUUCUUUCCCAACCUCCUACCGGUUUUGAAGAGCCCAAAACAACAACAAAACAAGAACCCAGCUACCACACUCCUCAGCAACAGCAAGGGGCAGCUGGCAAAGUGCCAGCAGAAACUGGUAAGGGAGUCACGAGCACUUUGGUUUUUCCGGUUGAUGCUAAAAUCGAGACAGCUCAAUCCGAGACCCAGCGCAAUGUCGUCAGUCGUACCACCGUUACGGUUAGGCAGCUGUCACCUGGCGAAGGCUCAACAGCUGCCGAUCCCACCCGCUCGUUCCUUAGUCCCAAGCCCACCGAGAAAACAGGUAAGGAAGACCAGAAUGAAGAACCAAUGCUCGUGGCUCCAGAACCAGGCACUGCUGAAGUUGAUGCUGCAAUUGCCAAAAGUCGGAUCUCCAAAUCACCUCCUCGUGGAAUCGCAGAAAGCACAACAGACGUGGGCACAGCUGUGCGUUCCGCAACCAAAGAACUACUGUCGGGAGCACCACAGCAACCGACUGACGUGAAAGCUUUCGAAAAACAGGAAAAGGAAACGGCUGAGGGCCAUCCAAAACAUCUUGAGCUUCAAAAGAAGGUAAGUCCAUAUCCAUCAGUUAUAGUCACCAAGACCCUGCCUGGGCAACAGGAUGUUGAUUCUGGAAAGCCUACACCAUUGUCUGAGACUGAUGAAAAGCCUGUUGUGAAGCCUCUGUUGUCUCAGCCUCAGCCAGACAACAGCAGCCCACUGUUAGCAUCUGAAACUAGGAAACUGACAGACCCAGAAAGUGGAGAGAGAAAGGCAACAGGUGAUGAUGUCUCUGCAAACAGCAGCGACCCUAAGCAGCUGAAGAAGAGUUCCAAGAAAAAAAAGAAGGACCACUCUCCAUCUCCAGCUCCCCAAGUCCAAGACACGAAAUCAUCAAGCAAUCCGCUGGACAGGUUCGGCAAAAAAGUGAAGAAGUUUGCGAUGAACCUGUUCUCUGGGGACAGCAAACAUCCUUCUGAGGUGAUUCCGACAGACAAUGCAAAGAAGGAACAGCCUGUCCAGUCAGAUGGUGAAACAAAGAAGGAGAAGAAGAAGAAAUCUAAAAAGAAAAGCAAGGCUCCCCUUCCGGAGGAGCUCACUCCUGUAAUGCCGACAAGGGCUGAGACUGACAGCGAUAAGCGCGAUUCCAUGCAACCUGUACUGCUUACGGAAACGGACAGAGUACAAACUAACCUAGAAGGCUCUAACACUACCCUUGCAACCACUGAAGAUAUAACUCCAGCCGGUGUCUCUCGGGAACUUGUCAUGCCGCAUGUUGAUGGCACACAACCACACAGCGUGCCCACAUCUCUUGUGCGUGAUGCCAAAACGCCUCGUGUAAUGCCUGGCAGUGCACAGGUUACACAUGGCGUGACACCAGGCAUCCAGAGCGAUAAGCCACAUGGUGUAAAGAACAAUGCCACAAGUUACACAGUCGAUGAUCCUGUCACAGCUGCAACAUUCAAAAGUGAUGCAUCAGAAAUGACGCAACAGUCUCCUGACGAUUCUAGUGCAGUUCCUUCUUAUGUGCCUGUUUACAGUCAGCCGUCCAUAGGUGGAAAAGCUUCGACCCCGCAAAAAGUGACUCAAGAUUUCCCGCAUCAGUCAGCCGACACUAUUAAUGCAGAACAUGGUGUUUUGUCAGACAAACCAGAAACAGGAAAAUUGACAGUUCCUUCUGAGGAAAGCACGCUCACCAUAAUAUAUGGGGUUCCUACCAUUACAACAACCACAAUUGUUUCACCUUUACAAACAGACAGUCUUUCAAAAAAUACAGAAACGCUCCAACAAAAAGAUAGCAAACAGCAGCCAAAUGUUAAUAACAAAACUGGCAUUCAUGCCUCUUCGUACCUUCAGAAAUCAAGUCAUCAGGACAUCAUCGGUGUAGCUGAUACAAAAACAGCCAUCAGCGAUGGCUCUAAGCCACAGCUACAGGAAGAUAAAAAGCACAAAGGCAAAAAGAAGAAAGGACAGAAAGAACAGGCCAUUGGCCACGAUGACCAACCUCAGUACGACAGACAACAGGACGGGAGUAAAAGUGACAAGCCAAAAGUGUCCACUGACGAGCAAAGCCAAAACCAAUAUUCUCAAGUCCUUGUCACAGAGGAAAUGUCGGUGAUAAGAAGCAGAGAGUACACACCACACACCAACGAGAAAACACCGAAAUUAAAUGAGGCCACCACUCGUGUACACCAAGAAGUUCCACAGGCUCGAGGAAAAGUCACAGACACAUCCGACUUCAAAAAACCUGAUCAAAAUGAGGAGCAGCCUCACCUUGUGGACAAAUUGAAAGAGGAAACAACUGAAUUGAAAUCACGCAGUACUCAACCAAUGGGUCAACACGAUGAUGAUGAAAAGAACCUAAUUUCAGAAUUGGCUGACAUAAUCAGGGAAUGUAGAAAAGAUUGUCCCGAGCCGGACAUAGGAAGCUCACCUAGAAAGCACCCCACAUCGGCCUUGAUUGGCUUGAAAGAGAUACCUGAUAAAUCAGAUGCUCAUGACCUGCACCCUGGCAAGGAAACAAAAGGCAAGCCAAAGAAGCCUUUAAGUAAGCCACAGGACCACACAAAACCUGAAACUAUUAUUGUAACUGAAGUGACUCGCAUUAUCCAGGAAGGCGACAAGGUGCCAGAGUUACCAGGAGGGCCUAUUAGUGAAUUGCAGGAACCCACGAAGCUUCCGAGCAGGGAAAGCGCACCUGGAAAGGAGCCCACUUAUACUAUAUUUGGCUGGAAAAAAACACCUGAGCAGCGAGAGAGUGAUGACAAGGACUCUGUGAAGAAAAAGAAGGGCAAGCCGAAGAAACCUUCAGAUGAGCCAAAAGACCAGAAUGAACCAGAUACCGUCAUUAUCACUGAAGUGACUCGUAUCAUCCAGGAAGGUGACAAGCUUCCAGAGUUCCCAGGAAAGCCUGGAAGUGAAACCGAGAAGCCUACGAAGCUUCCAAGCAGGGAGGGCACACCUGGGAAAAAGCCGACUUCUACUAUCUUUGGCUGGAAAGAAACACCUGAGCAGCCAGAAAGUGAUGAUAAGGAGCCUGGGAAGAAAAAGAAGGGCAAGCCGAAAAAGCCUUCGGAUGAACCAAAGGAUCAGAAAGAACCAGACACCGUCAUUAUCACUGAAUUGACUCGUAUCAUCCAGGAAGGCGACAAGCUACCAGGGUUCCCAGGAGAGCCUGCAAGGGACACCGAGAAGCCUACGAAGCUUCCAAGCAGGGAGGGCACACCAGGUAAGGAGCCGACUUCUACUAUCUUUGGCUGGAAAGAAACACCUGAGCAGCCAGAUAGUGAUGACAAGGAGCCUGGGAAGAAAAAGAAGAGCAAGCCGAAGAAACCUUCAGAUGAGCCAAAAGACGAGGAAGAACCACACACCGUCGUUAUCACUGAACUGACUCGUAUCAUCCAGGAAGGUGACAAGCUUCCAGAGUUCCCAGGAAAGCCUGGAAGUGACACCGAGAAGCCUACGACGCUUCCAAGCAGGGAGGGCACACCUGGAAAGGAGCCCACGUCUACUUUUAUUGGCUGGAAAGAAACACCUGAGCAGCCAGAAAGUGAUGACAAAGAGCCUGUGAAGAAAAAGAAGGGCGAGACGAAGAAGCCUUCGGAUGAGCCAAAGGAUCAGAAAGAACCAGACACCGUCGUUAUCACUGAACUGACUCGUAUCAUCCAGGAAGGUGACAAGCUUCCAGAGUUCCCAGGAAAGCCUGGAAGUGACACCGAGAAGCAUACGAAGCUUCCAAGCAGGGAGGGCACACCUGGGAAAGAGCCGACUUCUACUAUCUUUGGCUGGAAAGAAACACCUGAGCAGCCAGAAAGUGAUGAUAAGGAGCCUGGGAAGAAAAAGAAGGGCAAGCCGAAGAAGCCUUCGGAUGAACCAAAGGAUCAGAAAGAACCAGACACCGUCAUUAUCACUGAAGUGACUCGUAUCAUCCAGGAAGGCGACAAGCUACCAGGGUUCCCAGGAGAGCCUGGGAGUGACACCGAGAAGCCUACGAAACGUUCAAGCAGGGAGGGCACACCUGGAAAGGAGCCGACUUCUACUAUCUUUAGCUGGAAAGAAACACUUGAGCAGCCAGAUAGUGAUGACAAGGAGCCUGGAAGAAAAAGAAGGGCAAGCCGAAGAAACCUUCGGAUGAACCAAAGGAUCAGAAAGAACCAGACACCGUCGUUAUCACUGAAGUGACUCGUAUCAUCCAGGAAGGCGACAAGCUACCAGAGUUCCCAGGAAAGCCUGCAAGUGACACCGAGAAGCCUACGAAGCUUCCAAGCAGGGAGGGCACACCUGGAAAGGAGCCGACUUCUACUAUCUUUGGCUGGAAAGAAACACCUGAGCAGCCAGAUAGUGAUGACAAGGAGCCUGGGA